AUGAUUGAUUUGUAUGAUUCACUUUUUGAAGUUGCUAUAAUUGAACAUAACAUCAAUAAUAUGUUCCCUGGUUAUUCUGCUGUUUUUCAUAUUCAUGCAGCAGCUGUUGAAGUUCAAUUAAAAAAAUUAAUAAUUUUAAUUGACUGUAAAACAGGUGAACGAACACAAGAACAUCCACGUUUUAUUAAACACGAUCAAGUUGCAAUUGCAAGAUUUGAAUUGACUCAAUCAGGUCAAACAAUAUCUAUGGAACCAUUAUAA
Rotaria sp. Silwood1 is the source of this 261-nucleotide messenger RNA. The record is from the annotation of a GenBank genome assembly. Lineage: Eukaryota; Metazoa; Rotifera; Eurotatoria; Philodinida; Philodinidae.